Messenger RNA from Gavialis gangeticus (Gharial), 2153 nucleotides. It is a transcript of the gene OSGIN1, whose product is annotated as oxidative stress induced growth inhibitor 1. The record is from RefSeq and is a predicted model, not a curated record. NCBI's taxonomy places the organism in Eukaryota, Metazoa, Chordata, Crocodylia, Gavialidae. The coding region runs from base 379 to 1887 and encodes 502 amino acids. The transcript has 6 exons.
CUGCAUACCUUGGUUCACUUAAAGCUGCUUUUGCAUGUGUUUGUGUUGCCUCAUGCUAUCAGCUGAGUAUGGGUAAGUUACUCUGCAUGAUUCAUUCAUAAACUGGAAAACCUAGCCAUAAUUGCUGAAUCAUGCUUAUGAGUAAUUUUCCUAGUCCCUCCCACAGCAGUUUCAAUCCCACCUCCUUCAAACCAAGAGCUGGUUGCCUACUAUAUUUAAGCAGCUGUCUUGGAACAGAGAGCAAUACAGUAUACGCUUAAGACUCAUGGUUUGUUAUGCUUCUCUAGCAACACAAGCGUUUGUAUUAAGACUUUGUUCUUUCUCACCAACUCCCUUUACUAAGGUGAAUUUCUGGUCCUAAUCUUUUCAGGCAGGAAGAUGUAUUCAGUGCUGACCAAACACCAGUAUUAUAAGAGCGAUUCCAAACCAAUUCCUGUGGUUAUCAUAGGAAAUGGCCCUUCAGGAAUAUGCCUUUCCUACCUGCUGUCUGGCUAUAUCCCAUAUGUCAGUAGAGACUCUGUUCACCCUCAUCCUAUUCUACAGAGGAAACUACAAGAGCUGCCAGAGGUCUCCAUUUUAGACCAGGAUCUGCAGUACCUUUCUGAAGGCUUAGAGGGACGAUCCCACAGUCCUGUGGCUCUUCUCUUUGAUACUCUAUUGCGUCCAGAUACAGAUUUUGGUGGAACGGCAGAUUCAGUCCUUUCUUGGUGGCAUGAGGCUAACAGAACCAUUCCCCAUCUGGUCCUUGGCAAGAAUCCUCCUGGAGGUGCCUGGCAUUUUAUUGAAGGAUCUAUGAUCACUCUGAGCCAAGGAGAGUGGAUGGGGCUUCCAGAUUUUCAACUGAAAGACUGGAUGAGGAAAAAGAGAAGGGGCCUCAGAAACAACAGAGCUACAGCAAAAGACAUUGCUCAAUAUUAUCAACAUUACGUGGCAAAGAAAGGGCUGCAGAAGAAUUUUAUCUGUGGGACUGUUGUGACAUCUGUCCAGAAAGUGAGCCAAGAUGUAAUCUCUAACAAUACACAGCAGGAUCCUCAGGGGAAUGGUGAUUCCCUCUGGGAUUUCCCCGAGAUAAAUAAGGAGAAUAACCAGGUUGCUAAUGGAAGUCUCUUCCAGGUGGAUGGAUUCAUUAAAACCAUUAUGGGUGAUCAGACGCCCUUCUCCAUCUAUGCAGAGAAUGUGGUUUUAGCUACAGGAACCUAUGAUAGUCCGUCAUGGCUUGGGGUCAAUGGAGAGGAUCUUCCUUAUGUUCAUCACAAACUCUCUACCCUUGAAGAAGCAGUGAAGAACAAGACAGUUGAUAUGACAUCAGAUCCAAUCCUGAUUGUAGGUGCUGGCCUGACAGCGGCUGAUGCAGUUCUCUUUGCUCAUCACUGCAGCAUCCCAGUGAUCCAUGUUUUUCGGAGAAGAGUCAGUGAUCCAGGCCUCAUUUUCAAUCAGCUUCCCAAAAUGAUGUAUCCAGAGUACCACAAAGUCCAUCAGAUGAUGACAGAACAGUCAGCUGUUUGUUCAGGGCCAUACGAAUGUUACAUCAGCCUUCCUGAACAUCAUGUGAUGUCCUUCACAGAGGACAAGAAGUGCAUCUUUCAGGAUAACAAAGGCCACCAGAAAGUCCAUAACAUUUCCAUGGCUUUUGUUCUUAUCGGCUCAAACCCCAACCUCUCCUUUUUACCAAAUCAUGGCCUUAACUUGGCAAUGGACAACAUGCAACCAGUCAAUCCCAAGAGGAAUCCCAUAGAUGUUGACCCAUUUACAUAUGAAUGCAUUCAGGAAAAAGGACUUUAUGCUGUGGGGCCAUUAGCUGGGGACAACUUUGUGCGUUUUGUGCAGGGAGGGGCUCUAGCUGUUGCUAGCUCUUUGUUAAAGAAAGACAACAGAAAGCCUCCUUAACAAACAAAGCACAAUAAGUCAGAAAUAUUGACAUAGAUUAUACUAUUCUCUUUGAUAGGUGUACUUUCCUAUCCAGGGUGCUCUUCAAGGCUGUACAGUCAUCCGGUUGUCAGUAGGUCUGUUUGGGAAAAAUGAGCCAGCAAGCACACUUCUUGGAAUUUAGAUUUGUAGUGUUGCUGAAGUUUCUACCAUGUCAAAUCUGGAGUAGCAGUUCCUUUUCUCUGCAUGCAUUUGCACUAUAGCAGACAGAGCUUACAUCUUAUGCU